This is a messenger RNA of Darwinula stevensoni, 2874 nucleotides long. The record is from the annotation of a GenBank genome assembly. Lineage: Eukaryota; Metazoa; Arthropoda; Ostracoda; Podocopida; Darwinulidae.
AUGACGCACGGAGUAUAUCGGGUGGAUAUCCACAAUACAGCCAAUUUUGAUGCGCAGUUGCAAGAGCUGGGCUUAUUGGCGCAAACAGCGGGCUACACAAUCUCUGGCGCACUCGUAUGCAAACGCCCUGCACCUGAUGCAAAGUUUUUUGUCGGUUCUGGAAAAGCCCAAGAAAUUAAAGACUUAAUGCAAGAAACAGGCGCGAAUGAAGUUUUGUUUGACCAGGCCUUAAGCCCUGUGCAACAACGCAAUUUGGAGCGAUUUUUGGAGUGUCCCGUAAACGAUAGAACAAUGUUGAUUUUGCAGAUUUUUUCUCAAAGAGCGCGCAGUCAUGAGGGUAAACUGCAAGUACAAUUGGCGCAAUUGCAAUAUGCCGCUACGCGAUUGGUGCGCCGCUGGUCACAUUUGGAGCGCCAAAGCGGCGGCAUAGGACUGCGCGGUGGCCCAGGUGAAACACAGAUGGAGCUAGAUAAGCGCAUGAUUACGCAGUCUAUAGUGCGAACCAAAGAGCGUCUAAAGAAAAUAGAGCGCCAGCAAAAUGUACAGCGGCGCCAGCGCGGCAAAACGCAAGCGACCACAGUGGCUUUGGUAGGUUAUACCAACGCAGGAAAAUCCACAUUAUUCAAUGCUUUGGUAAAAGCCCAAAGUUAUGCCGCUGACCAGCUCUUUGCUACGCUUGAUACCACCACGCGACAAUGGUUUAUACCCGAGACGGGCGAAAAAAUCAUGCUCUCAGACACGGUAGGUUUUAUACGCGAAUUGCCGCAUGGCUUGAUAGCCGCCUUUAAAGCGACCUUGCAAGAAGCGGUUCAUGCCGAUGUAUUGCUGCAUGUCGUCGAUCGCGCCAACCCAGAUUUUAUGGAGCAAAUGGAGCAAGUGCAGCAAGUUUUGCAUGAAAUUGGCGCUGCAGAUAUAGACCAAAUAGUAGUGUUUAAUAAAUGCGACGUCUUGAAAAAAAGCGAAAUACCCCCCAGCUGUGUAGGAACUUGGGCCGUAGAGGGCAAAAUGUUGCCAAGUGUCUACGUCAGCGCCAUGCACAACCAAGGUAUGGCAGAAUUACGCAUAUUGGUAGAUGCAGGCUAUCAAGGGGUGGUAACCCAGUUUGGCAAAUACCAAAAAUCCGUAGGGGAGGGUUUGCAUUGGCGCCUGCCUUGGCCGGUGCAGCGUAACGAACAAGUGGAUUUGCGUUUGCAAAAAUUGGAUGUGGGCACCGAUGCUAUAGUUCCCGCCACAGGUUUGCCCGAUUCGGCCAUGUUGACCAAAGACGAAAACAUUGUAGAGAUUAAACUGGCUGUGCAGUGGCAAGUCAAAGACCCGCGCAGCUAUUUGUAUAACGUCAGUGAGCCGGUGCCCACCGUAGUCAAAGCCGCAGAGACUGCUGUACGCGAAGUCGUGGGCAAUAUGACCAUGGAAGACGUCAUCCAAGGCGAGCGCGACCAAAUCCCAGGCAGGGUGCGCGACAUUAUGCAAAAUUUACUAGAUAGUUACCAAAUAGGCAUCAAUGUACAAGGCGUAAACUUGCAGCAAAGCGGCGUGCGCCCACCUGAUCAAGUGCAAGCAGCAUUUGAUGAUGUACUAAAAGCAGGUCAAGAAAAAUCUCGCUCCACCAACGAAGCCCAGGCCUAUGCCAAUAAUGUGGUGCCACUGGCCAAAGGUACAGCUAGCCGACUCCUCCAAGAGGCAGAUGGCUACGCCGCUCGCGUAGUAGCCCAAGCCCAAGGCGAUGCAGCGCGAUUUGACUCCAUAUACGAAGAAUACAAAAAAGCCCCCAAAGUUACCCGCGACCGCAUGUACACCGACACGAUGAAAGACGUGUACACCAAAGUCACCAAAGUGCUGGUUGAUUCCAAGCAAGGUUCUAACCUGCUUUACCUGCCGCUGGAUAAGCUCUUGCAGCAAAAUCUUGAUAGCGCCAAAGCCGCGCAAACCCAAAACAGUGCUGGCAGCACAAAUGGCAGUGGCGCAAACAAUGGCAGCGCAGCAGAGUCCAAACCAGCCACAGGUGCUAGCGAGAGCGUGACCGUUACCAUCCCUGCUGACUCGCGCACGCAUCAGCGCCAAUUUGGUGUGGUGCAAGAGUUUGGAGAGAUAAAGCGGGUAAUUACCGAGCCUGGUCUUAAAGCCAAAGUGCCGUUUAUCCAAGACAACUCUUACUUGGAUAAACGCUUGCUGCUGCUCACCAGUGGUAACCAAGGCGCUGACAGCGAACCAACGCUCACCGCUGAAAAGCAGCGCGUAGUGAUAGAUUGGUAUGUACGCUGGAAUAUCACCAAUCCACAAGACUACAUUCGCAAUCUGGGCACCACCACCGAAGCAGGCGCAGAGCAGCUUCGCCGCGUGGUUCGCAACUCUUUUCAGCAACAAGUCAAUAAGCUCACUUUGCAGCAAAUACUCUCUUCCCAGCGUGAGCAAUUGAUGACAGAUGUGAAAAAACAAGUCAGCUCUACCAUUGCAGAUUCUAGCAAGCCUUGGGGCUUGCAAGUGCAAGAUGUACGCAUAUCGCGGGUGGAUUACUCCAAAGCGGUCAUAGGCUCAGUCUUUGACCGCAUGACAGCAGAGCGCAAACGCGCCGCCAACGAGCUGCGCUCCACUGGCCAGGCUGAUGGCGAGAGUAUACGCGCAGAUGCCGACAAACAGCGUGAAGUCACCCUCUCCCAAGCCUACGAACAAGCCCAAACUACCAAAGGUAAAGCCGAUGCCCAGGCCACCCAAAUCUACGCCAAAGCAUUUGGCAAAGACCCCCAAUUUGCCCAGUUCUACCGCAAUUUGGAAGCCUACAAAGCCAGCUUUCAAAGCAAAGACGAUGUCCUCGUGCUAGACCCAGACUCCUCUGAGUUUUUGCGCAUCAUGAAAGGCAGCGGCGCAGGGAAAUAG